Messenger RNA from Striga hermonthica, 945 nucleotides. The record is from the annotation of a GenBank genome assembly. NCBI's taxonomy places the organism in Eukaryota, Viridiplantae, Streptophyta, Magnoliopsida, Lamiales, Orobanchaceae.
AUGAUUCUUUCAAAGUUUUCAUCAGUUCUUGCACUGUUGUUGAUCCUUCUUGUUGCCUUCCACGAACCAGCUUUGGCCUUAAAAAAGCCAUAUAUUGUCUACUUGGGGGCACAUAAUCACGGUCCUGAUGUCACUACUGCUGAUUACCAGCGUGUCGAAGAUUCACACACGGAGUUGCUCACUUCAUUCUUGGGAAGUGAGCAGAAGGCUAGAGAUUCGAUGUUCUACUCAUACAAGAGGCAUAUAAAUGGCUUUGCUGCACUUCUUGAAGAAGAAGAAGCUGCUGAGAUUGCUAAGCAUCCAAAUGUGGUAUCAGUACUAGAAAACCAAGAGAGAGAGCUGCACACAACUCAUUCAUGGGAGUUUCUUGGACUCGAAAAGGAUGGCUUUGUUAGUCCGUCUUCCCUCUGGGAGAAAGCUCGAUACGGCGAAGAUACCAUCGUCGCAACACUCGACACCGGAAUCGACAAUGUACAUGGCCAAAUCUCGAAGGUGUUUGUAGAGAUGAAGCUGAAUGACCUCAUUCUUAGAGGCACUAAUAUCAAAGUGGGGACUGAGAACCGUUUGAUUGACUUUAGGUAUGAGAAUAUUCAAGGUUUUUGUUACUAUUGUGGUAAAAUAGGUCACUAUGAUCGAAAUAUCCUGAAAAAACAAGAUGAUGUUCACAAUAAUAUGCUUAACAUAUACCAAUUCGGGGAAUGGAUUAGAGUGAGCUCUUUCACCUCUACUGAAAGUAAAGGCUCUUAUAGCUUUGGUUCUGGUAGUCAAGAUAGUGAGCCAGGGGGUAUAAAGCCCCUAAUCCUAGCUUGGAAGGAGAGUGAAGUGGGUUUUUUGGGUUCUGAGGGAGAUAUUCCUGUUGAGGAGAACUUUUUAGCUGACAAAGCUCUGGAUGAUCCUCAACUAGUGGAGGUGAAUAUAUUACCUUCUUCUAUUGGUGUAGAAUAG